This is a messenger RNA of Brassica oleracea var. oleracea, 740 nucleotides long. RefSeq names its product DNA-directed RNA polymerase V subunit 7. Gene Ontology annotation, biological process: DNA-templated transcription initiation; DNA-templated transcription. The record is from RefSeq and is a predicted model, not a curated record. NCBI's taxonomy places the organism in Eukaryota, Viridiplantae, Streptophyta, Magnoliopsida, Brassicales, Brassicaceae. Gene Ontology annotation, molecular function: single-stranded RNA binding; single-stranded DNA binding. The transcript is spliced from 2 exons. Bases 141 to 668 code for a protein of 175 amino acids.
UGUCAUUUCGAUACAGAGCUCUCGAACAGUUGGUCGAUACUCUCGAAAGCGAAGAACUCUGUGUUUUCUUGCCUGAUCGCUCCGUUGUAGCUUCUGAUCUUUUCUUUCCGGUAAAGCCAAGUUACAGUGUGGAAAGAAAAAUGUUCAUCAAAGUCAAACUGCCAUGGAAUGUCAUGAUACCAGCUGAAGCUAUGGACCCCAACGGCCUCAUGAUCCAGAGAGCUGUUCUCAUUCGCCUACUCGAUGCCUUUGCUUCCAAGAAAGCGACCAAAGAUCUCGGCUACUUCAUAGCACUCAAAAACUUGGAGGAAAUAGGCGAGGGCAGAAUCAGGGAAACCACUGGCCAGAUUGUCUUCCCGGUGGUUUUCAGCGGAAUCACCUUCAAGAUGUUCAAAGGCGAGAUCGUUCAUGGUGUGGUUCGCCAGGUGCACAAGUCCGGUGUCUUCUUGAGAUGUGGCCCUUGUGAAAACGUUUACUUAUCACAGUAUAAGAUGCCUGGUUACGACUACGUUGUACAAGGAAACCCGUUGUUCAUGAACCAGAACAUGUCCCGGAUUCAGAUCGGUUCCACGGUUCGCGUCAUUGUGCUUGAUAUCCAGUGGAAAGAGGCAGAGAAGGAGUUCAUCGCUUUAGCCAGCCUCGAAGGAAACAAUCUUGGCCCGUUCUAAAAUAAUUUGUAAUCUGAAUAUAUAUAGAAAUAUAAAUAAAUAAAUAAAUGAAACCUUUACAAUGUUUAUUCA